UCAACGUGUAAUAUUAACACAGUGUUAAUAACACUUCACUAUAUAAACAAGAUAAAGAGGUGGAGACGACAGCCUUAAAUCAUAUUCACAAUUUUUUUGUAAGAUGACAGACCAAACCAACCCGAGCCUUCCUCUAUUACUCAAGAAGCAAUCAUUUGAGCUUGUUAAACCCUCAAAACACACUCCUUGUGGAACUCUCUCGCUUUCUAGUUUAGACAACAACCCUCUUAACGAAGUUAGGCACGCAGUAAUUUACGUUUUUGAGGCAAAUCAAAAGAACCAAAACGAUCCGGUCUCUUUGCUUAGGAAGGCUUUGUCCGAACUUCUUGUGUACUAUUAUCCAUUUUCAGGCAGGCUAGUGAGACGAAAAAGUGAUCGAAAGUUUCAGCUGGUUUGUAAUAGGGAGGGAGUACCUUUUGCGGUCGCUACCGCAGCUCCUGAUCUCCCCUCUCUAAACUUUAUAGAAAACUUUGUUGAUGAAGUUGCGUUGCCGCUUGUGCCAGAGAUCGAGUUUAACUACGAAAAUGAGAUCGGUUAUCACCCUCUCGCUAUGCAGGUGACCAAGUUUCCUUGCGGUGGAUUCACCAUUGGUUUAUCAUUGUUACACGCGUUGUGCGAUGGUUUAGGUGUGGCUAGGUUCGUUCAUUCUCUAGCGGAGCUGGCCGGCGGAAAGAGUGAGCCAUCGGUACUGCCGGUAUGGCAGAGAGAGCGGCUAGUUAGGGAAAUAGAUAAUGAACCGGCUAAACUUCCAUGCGGUGUCGGUUCUAGAGCGAGUCUUUUGGCAACUUCCCCAUAUAUGUCAAGUAACGAUUGGGUUACAGAGAUAAUAAGCAUUAAGGAUGGCAAUAUAAAAAUGCUUAAAGACACUUUGGUCAGGGAAUGCGAAAUGCCCAAGGAGACUUUCACUACUUAUGAAAUUCUUAGUUCGUGCAUAUGGAAAUCAAGAUCUCGAGCCCUAAACCUAGAUCUUGACAAGAUCAGUGUCCUUUGCAUAGUUGUGGGAAUUGGACAUGUUCUUGAUCCGCCACUGUCGGAGGGUUACUAUGGCAACUCAGUCGUAGACGUGUAUAUCGAAUUAACCGCCAGAGAGCUCCAUGAAUUAUCUAUCUCUGACAUUGUGAAAAUCGUGAAGGGAGCCAAGAAAAAAGCUUAUGACAAGAGGUACAUCGAGGAGGAGAUAAUAAACAUAGAGAGGAUGAUUAAGGAGGAUGCAAAAUCGGACCCGGUAGUCGAUGGCUUAUUGGUUAUGACCGAUGUAAGAAAUAUCAAGUUGUUUGGCUCGAUGGAUUUUGGUUGGAAUGAUCCUGUGAAUAUGAGGUUUCUGACGUUUCAAGAAAGCGCCAGAAACAUGGUGAUGAUCUUGGGACCAUCCAAGUUCGAUCCAGGAAUGGAAGGUGGAGUUAGAGUGGUAAUAACAUUACCGAGAGAUGCAAUGGUUAAGUUCAAGCAAGAGAUGGAUGCUAUGUUGCAACUUCGUUCUCGCUUUUGAUCUGUCUUUUCCUUUUUAUUUUGUCGAGUCAUUUUGCGUAACCUUAGCUGCUUCCAACUAAAAUAUGUAAAGAACUCAUCUUUUCUUGCAUCUUA
Molecule: messenger RNA, 1584 nt
Organism: Camelina sativa (false flax)
Lineage: Eukaryota; Viridiplantae; Streptophyta; Magnoliopsida; Brassicales; Brassicaceae
Product: spermidine coumaroyl-CoA acyltransferase-like
Source: RefSeq, a predicted model, not a curated record